AUGGGGUCAUUAGGAGAACAACCACAAGUAACAGAAGACUGCAUGGGUUUGCUUCAACUUCUAAGCAACGGCGCCGUUUUAAGAUCCAAGAGCAUUGAUCUCAUUGCCCAACAAAUCCCAAUCAAUAACCACCAAACCGUUCUCUUCAAAGACUCUAUCUUUGACAAACCCAACAAUCUUCACCUCCGUCUCUACAAACCCGUUUCCGCCUCUAACCGUACCGACCUCCUCCCCGUCGUCUUCUUCUUCCACGGCGGUGGCUUCUGCUUUGGCUCACGCUCUUGGCCUCUUUUUCACAACUUCUGUCUAACUCUUGCAUCGUCCCUCCACGCCGUUGUGGUCGCACCGGACUGCCGUUUAGCACCGGAACACCGUCUCCCGGCCGCCUAUGAGGAUGCCGAGGCCGCUCUUGUCUGGGUCCGGGACCAGGCUGUUUCCGGUGAUGUGGACCACUGGUUCGAAGGUGGACCGGGCGUUGACUUCGACCGUGUUUAUGUCCUUGGUGAUUCCUCCGGUGGGAACAUAGCUCACCACCUUGCUUUCCGGUUCGAGUCCGGUUCAACCGAGCUAAGUCCGGUUCGAGUUCGUGGUUACGUUCUCUUGGGUCCGUUUUUUGGCGGGGAGGAGAGGACUAAAUCCGAGGAUGGCCCAUCGGAAGCUUUGCUGAGCUUGGAUUUGCUUGACAAGUUUUGGAGACUGUCACUACCAAAAGGUGCAACAAGAGAUCAUCCCAUGGCAAACCCUUUUGGCCCCACGAGUCCCAGACUCGAAUCGGUUAACAUUGAGCCAAUGCUGGUGAUCGCAGGCGGCUCAGAACUCCUGAGAGAUAGGGCCAAAGAGUAUGCAUAUGGAUUGAAGAAGAUGGAAGGGAAAAAUGUAGAUUACAUUGAAUUCGAAAACGCGGAACAUGGAUUCUACAACCACAAUCCAUCUUCCGAUGCUACGGAACAGCUUCUUCGCGUCAUUGGAGACUUUAUGGACAACCUCUCUAAUGUACUUUAG
This is a messenger RNA of Microthlaspi erraticum, 1002 nucleotides long. The record is from the annotation of a GenBank genome assembly. NCBI's taxonomy places the organism in Eukaryota, Viridiplantae, Streptophyta, Magnoliopsida, Brassicales, Brassicaceae.